AUGAGCGCUAUGAAUGUAAAUACACCAACAAAGAAAGUUACAAGAUCUAAAACAAAGCCAUCAGAAAAAGUUCCAGACGAUUUUUGUCGUGUCUGUAAGUGUUCGUUUCAGCUCAAAAAGAUUGCAUGGUUUAAAUUCAAUAAGGAGGAGAAUAUUGACGGUACAAACGUUUUGUUGGCUUCUUUAUGUAAAUCUGUCUGCGGUUUUAAUCCAAAAUACAACGACUGUCUGUCAAAUCGCGUUUGCAAAAGUUGUGGGAGGAAGAUACACAAUCUAGGCUUAUUUUGUAAGCAAUUAAAAGAAUCUAUAAACCAAGCACACGAGCAGUUUGGUAAUACUACAAAUUCGUCGCCUGGGAGCGAUCGCUAUAAACGUGAAUUACCAACUUCUGUAACACCCGAAAGAAGCCCUGCCCAUCGCAAGCAACAGAAAUCAGAACAGAAAGCGUCACGUCCGAAAUCCAACAUUCAAAGACGAACAUUGUCGUUCACUGACAAAGCGGGAAAGCAUUGCGAAGAUGAAGAAUUUAACUUGCUUAACAUCGAGGAAUUUAACGAUUCUCCCAAGACUGAAAUAAAGGUAUUACUUGUACGACCGUGCGGUGUAACUUUGAGAACUGUGCCAGACAGAGACAUAGCGAAUAUGGUUAAAAACCUAGUUCUUAAACGAUGGAAAGCAGUCGCAAACGCGAUCGUUAAGCAUGAGAAAAUAUUACUGGAACUGGCUCCUGUUGUAGGCCGAAAAGUAUCGGAAGAAUUCAAAAACCUUAGCAAAUCAGAUUCUGUGCUAAAAGGCACGGACCCUCGGCAGUUGGAAACAUUUUCUAAUAAACUCGUUUUAGAAGAAACUUCUUUGUAUCUCCCAAUCUGGAAUGCCUGCAUUCGCGGUGCAUGUGGAGUUAAAGUGAACGAGUCUCCCGGAAAGCCGGUUACCAACUCUAUCGUUCUUGCUACAUCGGUUGCCGCACGAGCAAGAAACAGGACAAUGUCUGCAAUUGCGUACCGUAUUUCUGUUGUUCUCUACCAUGGUGGGUUAAGCUAUCAGGCUAGUCUUCGUCUCUUUCACCUUGGUAUAUGCAUGCAUCCUGAAAGUGCUAUUGGUUUGCAGAAGAGAAUGGGAAAGGACCAUGACGCAAAAGUACUUACGUGGAAAAAGGAUUUGGAGACUGACAUUCUUCCUCUGAAAUUAAUGGAAGAAAUACGAGAGCGUCAAAUACCCUGUUUUCAAGCUGAUGAUAUGGUCAUCGAGAGAUCAGUUGAUUUGAGCGAAACUAGUGUUAACAACAAAACAUGUCCACGGUAUUUUGACGCAGAAGCGCUCAAACUCAUAACAAAUGUUUUAAACGCAGCCGAGUGCAAAUCUCAGACGCGAUUAAUUGGGGAACACUAUAGUGAAGAGGUAUUUGAAGAUGCUUUCAGUGAGAUAGCACGGACGAAAACGUCUCGGUACAAGUAA
Paramuricea clavata is the source of this 1455-nucleotide messenger RNA. Lineage: Eukaryota; Metazoa; Cnidaria; Anthozoa; Malacalcyonacea; Plexauridae. The record is from the annotation of a GenBank genome assembly.